AUGAGCUCCUACACACCUGAGCCGCAGAUGUGCUCCACCCACUCCGGCCUGCACUACCCGCCCGAGGGGUUUAAGAUGGAGCCGCUGGCACAGGAUCUGCUGCCGCUGGCGCAGGCCUCCUCAUCGUACUCCUUGGAGGAGCAGCAGGACGCCGCAGGUGCUUCCGCUCGACCCAAAUCACAGCGUCGCGCCGGCAGUCGCGCUCCCGGCCAGGCCUCCUGCCACUGUCCCAACUGCCUGAGCGCCGAGUCUCUGGGAAACGCCGGUGAUAAACGCAAGCACCUGCACAACUGCCACAUCCCCGGCUGCGGGAAAGCCUACGUGAAGACGUCGCACCUCAAAGCGCACCUGCGCUGGCACAGUGGCGACCGGCCCUUUGUCUGCAACUGGCUGUUCUGCGGCAAGCGCUUCACGCGCUCGGACGAGCUGCAGCGCCACCUGCAGACGCACACCGGCACCAAGCGCUUCGGCUGCAGCUCGUGCCCGCGGGUCUUCCUGCGCGCCGACCACCUGGCCAAACACAUGCGCGUGCACGAGUCGCCGUGCCAAGCGGCCGAGGAGACUCGAUCCGCGGCGACCGCGGCAUCUGCGACCGCGGCAUCUGCGACAGCGACGUCACUGCUCAGAGUGAAGACGGAAUCGGAGAACUGCGACGAUGACACGGCGGUUGCGAAUGGCUAAUCGGUCGUAAGGGUCAUACGACCAAUAAGGCCUACCGUUAAACGAGAUCAUUCUGAAGGCGACUGAAAUGAACUAUAAUCACAUCUGUAAAUGAUCUGUAGAAGACGCCAUUAAGAUUAAAUU
This is a messenger RNA of Sinocyclocheilus anshuiensis, 804 nucleotides long. RefSeq names its product transcription factor Sp6-like. The coding region runs from base 1 to 681 and encodes 226 amino acids. Gene Ontology annotation, molecular function: DNA-binding transcription factor activity, RNA polymerase II-specific; RNA polymerase II cis-regulatory region sequence-specific DNA binding. The record is from RefSeq and is a predicted model, not a curated record. Gene Ontology annotation, biological process: regulation of transcription by RNA polymerase II. The transcript has a single exon. Lineage: Eukaryota; Metazoa; Chordata; Actinopteri; Cypriniformes; Cyprinidae.